AUGGAAGAAGAAGAGUUUAAAAAUGAUGUCAAUGUUACUUUGACAUUUCUUUCAAAUACAAACUUAUUUGAAACUUACGCAUCUUCUUGUUUUGACGGGCGUGAGAAGUUAUUACUAAAAGCUUUCGCUAAAGUGAUCAAAGAUAAUGAUGGGAAACUG
This is a messenger RNA of Racocetra persica, 159 nucleotides long. The record is from the annotation of a GenBank genome assembly. Lineage: Eukaryota; Fungi; Glomeromycota; Glomeromycetes; Diversisporales; Gigasporaceae.